Molecule: messenger RNA, 1332 nt
Organism: Melanotaenia boesemani (Boeseman's rainbowfish)
Lineage: Eukaryota; Metazoa; Chordata; Actinopteri; Atheriniformes; Melanotaeniidae
Gene: prdm6
Product: PR domain containing 6
Exons: 5
Coding region: 1-969 (322 amino acids)
Cellular component (GO): nucleus
Molecular function (GO): protein binding
Source: RefSeq, a predicted model, not a curated record
AUGGUUAAAGAUUUUACGUCUUACUCCAUAUUUUGUGUCUUUCAGAUCUAUGAUACCGAGGGGACGUUACAGCACUUUAUUGAUGGGAAUGAUCCCAGUAAAUCCAGUUGGAUGAGGUAUAUCCGCUGUGCCAGACAUUGUGGAGAGCAGAACAUGAUGGUUGUCCAGUACAGGUCCUGCAUCUUCUACCGAGCAUGCGUGGACAUCCCCAGAGGAACCGAGCUGCUGGUCUGGUACAACGACUCCUACACCUCCUUCUUCGGCAUCCCACUGCAGUGCAUCGCCCAGGACGAAAACUUAAACGUCCCAGCUACCGUGGUGGAGGCCAUGACCCGGCAGGAGUCCCUACAGUCCUUCAGCAAAAACAGCAAACCUUCCUCCUCGUCUUCCUCCUCUUCCAAUCCCCCGGCCACCCUCAUGCGCUCCAUGGUCUUCCCACAUUCUCCCUGCUCCCGGAGCUUCUCGUUGCUGGACAAGGUCGGGAUGGGGGCUCAGUCGGACUCCAGUUUUGGCCAGUUGGGGUCAAAGAACCAGCGAGUGUUGGCGAGUCCGACUUCCACCAGCCAGCUGAGCAGCGAAUUCAGCGACUGGCAUCUGUGGAAGUGUGGGCAGUGCUUCAAGACCUUCACCCAGAGGAUCCUGCUGCAGAUGCACGUCUGUCCUCAGAACCCUGACAGACCGUACCAGUGUGGCCACUGCUCCCAGUCCUUCUCGCAGCCUUCGGAGCUGAGGAACCACGUGGUGACGCACUCCAGCGACCGACCCUUCAAAUGUGGAUACUGCGGCCGGGCGUUCGCCGGUGCCACAACGCUCAACAACCACAUCCGCACGCACACUGGAGAGAAGCCGUUCAAGUGUGAGCGUUGCGACCGCAGCUUCACGCAGGCCACGCAGCUCAGCCGCCACCAGCGACUUCCCAACGAGUGCAAACCUGUGAACGAGAGCAGCGAGUCCAUUGAGGUGGAUUAACCCCCGACUGUUUCCCGACUGCGGCCACAUCUGAAAAUGCCUCUGUCCUCGUCUGAAACCUGGUCACACCUUCAGUUUCAGCCUCUGCCCAAACCCCUUCAGACCCAUCACGCAGGAAGAAAGCAGCUCUGCUUCCAUGCAUUACAGAUUAGUUUUAUAAAACAUUUCAGCCAGUUAGAGAACAGCUUUCUGUAAAAAUUAUACAAUAAUUUAUUUUAAAAACAAAGAACAAAACUAUAAUCUAAAUUCUAAAAACACAGGUCUCUCUGUAAACUGUAAAUAAAGAAGAAUCUCAUCAACAUCUUUCAUCCCCAGUAGAUCACCAACAUGUCAGAGGAUGAAACGGAGACGAAUCACCAUGUG